AUGGCUGCCCAGUCGCUGAGCUCGUUGCUGCAACGAGCAUCCAUUGACGACCACGAGGAAGUCCUGCAGUCAUGCAAUGCCGCGUUGGCCAAGUCGAAGUCGGACUUGCAUGCUCAGCAUAUCAAGGCAGUUGCUCUGCUGAAGCUUGACCGCUAUGAGGACUGCCUGCGAGUAUUCGAAGAAGCCGGUGAUGGUCUGAAGAAGAGAGCAGCUCUGGAAUACGCCUACGCUCUAUAUAAAUGCGGUCAGCUGGACCCGGCGAUUGAGGUGGUAUCUCGCGUCGCUGGUGAGAGGGGCGCACUACAUUUGGAGGCUCAAGCCAGCUACCGUUCAGAGAAAUUCCGUCGCGCUGCCGAGAUUUACGAAGAAUUGUCCAAAGGCGAUGCGUCCCUGUCGAACGAAGAGAACGACUUGCGCACCAACUCAUGGGCCACGGAUGCACAGCUGCAGUGGAAGGGCUACCCCCAGUUUGUACGCCAUAACAGGCCGAUGCGGGAUGAUCUAGAGGCGUUCGAGACUGUCUAUAACGCAGCUUGCUUGAGUAUCGCCAAGGGCGAGUUCCAGCAGGGGCAAGUUCUAUUGACUCGGGCUAAAGAGCUCUGUCGGACGUCGGAGGACCUCACCCCUGAAGAUCGGGCUGCAGAGCUGCUCCCGAUUGCCGUGCAGCAGUUUAUCCCUGAGCUCUCGACGAAGAAGAUCGCGCAGACCAACAUCACGCUUGCCCGUGGCACGACCACUACCAAUCCCUUCGCUCUAUACAAGGCUCUUCACGAGAUCCCCGAUUCCACCGACAGCGACAAGCUCUUCGAAUACCAGGAUAACCUCGCGACGGGGAACUCAUAUGCGGCAGACCUCCUCGUUCAGAAAUACGAUGGCAUUAUCCGCUCCACCUCCAAGGCGCUCGCUCAAGCUGCCUACCCCUCGACGGAACCUCGUGCCAAUCUGCUAUCAGUCUACAACGCUGCCGCUCACGCACGCGGAGAAACAGGCACCAAGGCCUUGAAGCGGAUACUAUCUGCGCUCGACAAACGGCCCAAGGACCUUGGCCUCGCCCUCACAGCCGUCCAGCUCUACGUGGGUGCGGGCAACACGACGUCCGCGAUCACAACUCUAGAGCGGACCCUGCAACUGCUUGACGAGUCCAUCUCCGAGCAAGACAAAGCAGUCCGCUUCAAUCCCGGCCUCUUGAGCAUCCUCGUAUCCCUCUACAAGUUGGAGGGCCGUAAAGUCCAAAUCCGGACCGAACUCGCCAAAGCCGCAACAUACUGGCAGGCCCAAGCCGCCGAACCACCAGCCUCCCUGCUCCGCGCCGCAGGAGCAUCCCUCCUGCAUUCCUCCGAUCGCUCCGACCUAGCCAAAGCGGGCGACCUUUUCAAGUCUCUCUACCAGAAAGACACGACCGACCAGUUCGCCGUAGCCGGCUACGUCGCCUCCCAGGCAACGCUCGACUACUCCAAGGUAGAAGCACAGGUCGACACUCUCCCCUCCGUCGCCGACCUGAUCUCAGGCGUCAACAUCGCCUCCCUCGAAAAUGCCGGCAUCUCCCCCUCCUCCGCGGCCAACGCCGCCGCCGCCGCAGCCAUGGCCGGCGCGCGGAAGAGAAGCGCCAAGGAUAAGGAAGAUCGCGCAACCAAGCGUGUUCGCAAGGACCGUCUGCCCAAGGAUUACGACCCCAGCAAGACUCCCGACCCAGAGCGUUGGCUGCCUCUUCGCGAUCGGUCUUCGUACCGCCCCAAGGGCCGCAAGGGUAAGCAGCGCGCUGCGGAGCGGACACAGGGUGGUGUGGUGAACGAGAAGGCUGAAGAGUCCCCGGCUCCUCCCACUCAGAAGGCUCAAGGAGGUGGUGGUGGCAGCUCGAAGAAGAAUAAGAAGAAGGGCAAGCGGUAG
This is a messenger RNA of Aspergillus niger, 1887 nucleotides long. RefSeq lists its product as uncharacterized. Gene Ontology annotation, molecular function: ribosome binding; protein binding; 7S RNA binding. The coding region runs from base 1 to 1887 and encodes 628 amino acids. The record is from RefSeq and is a predicted model, not a curated record. Gene Ontology annotation, cellular component: signal recognition particle, endoplasmic reticulum targeting. The transcript has 4 exons. Gene Ontology annotation, biological process: SRP-dependent cotranslational protein targeting to membrane. Lineage: Eukaryota; Fungi; Ascomycota; Eurotiomycetes; Eurotiales; Aspergillaceae.